AUGGGGGAUGAACAAGAAACGCCGUUAGAUCCUUCGAAGAGAUCACGGCAGGCGCGACAACGGCGGUUGAGGUCGCCGGAGACAAAAAUCCAUGCAGUUAAUAGGGUUCACAACGGAGAAUCCAAAGCUGCAGUGGCACGCAGCAUCAACGUGCCCGAAUCCACCCUCAGAGGGUGGUGCAAACUUACCGAGAGAGUUGAUGAAUUUGAAGUCGGACCGUCGCAAAAAAGAAUAAAACUUGAGAAUACCUCUGCCACCAACACGAUGAGUAAUAUCCCAUCAACAUCGGCUGGACAAUCAAUAGUCAAUGAUGCAACCAUAUAUAAUUCGUAUUUAUACCGUGCCAAUUUGCCUGAUACGACCAAGUCAAAUGUGGCAGCAGCCAUAUUAACUACAUUUGCGAAGAAUUCGGAAUAUUAUGCUCUUUCUGGAUACACGAAUUUUAUUGAAACUCUGGCUAGGACCAACGGUACGUCGUUAGCGUUGAAUAUGCUACAACAGCAACAGCAACUACAACAACAGCUGCAAGUAAUCAAUUGGGGAACCUAA
Molecule: messenger RNA, 549 nt
Organism: Trachymyrmex septentrionalis
Lineage: Eukaryota; Metazoa; Arthropoda; Insecta; Hymenoptera; Formicidae
Product: protein distal antenna-related-like
Exons: 2
Coding region: 1-549 (182 amino acids)
Molecular function (GO): DNA binding
Source: RefSeq, a predicted model, not a curated record